AUGGUGGAGUACUUCUCUCUCUUCGCUCUGUGGGUCGGAUUCAUCUGUCUCCUCCUGGUUCUCCUCAGACCAGAGAGACCCAAAAACUUCCCUCCCGGCCCGUCGGCGGUCGCCGUGUUUGGGAACGUUCUUCAGCUGAGUAUGAGCGACCCGAUGGCCGACCUGGAGCAGCUAUCGAAGCGCUAUGGAAACGUAUACAGUCUGUUUAUUGGGAGAAAGCCAGCUGUGUUGGUGCAUGGCCUCCAUGCCGUGAAGGAGGCUCUGGUCGCUCGUGCUGUGGAUUUUGCCGGAAGGCCACAAGGAACGCUGGCCAAUCAUGUGACAGACAGCAAAGGUCUAAUCAUGGCCAGUUACAAUGUUGUGUGGAGGGAACACAAACGGUUAGCACUGGCGACUCUCAGAAACUUUGGUCUUGGGAAGCAGUCCAUGGAAGAUUUGAUUUUGAAGGAGACGUCUCAUAUCUGUGAACACUUAGAAAAGAACGUUGGCAAGCUGCUGGAUCCGCAGGUCUUGAUUCGCAGUGCUGCCUCCAACAUAAUUUGCUCCAUUCUGUACGGACUGAGAUAUGAAUAUGAAGACGAGGUGCUGGACUUCUUCAUCAACAGCUUUCAGGAAAACGGAAAGAUGGCCAACAGCGCGUGGGCCGUGAUCUAUGACAGCUUUCCUCUGAUCAGGGGCCUACCGUUGCCCUUUCAGAAGGUUUUUAAAAACUACAACGCUCUUAAAAAGCAUACAGAGGCUAUAGUCGCCGAACACAAGAGGACCAGGAUCCCAGAGGAACCACGAGACGUCAUCGACUACUACCUUAACGAACUGGAAAAGCGAGGAAAGCAGGACUUCUCGUUGGAUGAAGAUCGAUUGGUUAUGCUCCUGCUAGAUCUCCAUUUCGCUGGUACUGAUACCAGCUCAAACACUAUUCUUACAGCCCUCCUCUACCUCGCCACCUACAGAGAUGCCCAAGUGCUUUGUCAGCAGGAGAUUGAUGCCGCCCUGGGGUCAAAAGGUCAGGUGUCAUUCGAGGACAGGCACCGGAUGCCCUUCGUGCAAGCCACCAUUCACGAGAUCCAGCGCCUGGCCAACAUCGCUCCACUCGGGGUGUUUCACGCCACCACUCGCAACACUCAGCUAAUGGGCUAUGACAUCCCCAAGGAUACUCUUGUUAUAACCAACCUAACGUCCGUGCUUCGUGAGGCCAGCCAAUGGCAACAUCCCUAUGACUUUUUCCCUUCCCACUUCCUAAACAAACAAGGAGAGUUUGUCAAACCAGAGGGCUUUCUGGCAUUUUCUGCAGGUCCACGCUCUUGUCUCGGAGAGCUCCUGGCACGGAUGGAGCUUUUCCUCAUCCUGGUCACGGUUCUGCGUCGCUUCAGUUUCAUCUGGCCCGUGGAGAGCGGGAUGCCCGACCUGUCCCCGGCGUUUGGCGGGAUCCAGUCCCCGAAGCCGUACAGACUGGUUGUCAGAUUGCGGAGGAAACAGGAAAGCUGA
Molecule: messenger RNA, 1485 nt
Organism: Chanos chanos (milkfish)
Lineage: Eukaryota; Metazoa; Chordata; Actinopteri; Gonorynchiformes; Chanidae
Product: cytochrome P450 2D15-like
Exons: 9
Coding region: 1-1485 (494 amino acids)
Biological process (GO): xenobiotic metabolic process
Cellular component (GO): intracellular membrane-bounded organelle; cytoplasm
Molecular function (GO): oxidoreductase activity, acting on paired donors, with incorporation or reduction of molecular oxygen, reduced flavin or flavoprotein as one donor, and incorporation of one atom of oxygen; iron ion binding; heme binding
Source: RefSeq, a predicted model, not a curated record